This is a messenger RNA of Nothobranchius furzeri (turquoise killifish), 4862 nucleotides long. RefSeq names its product scratch family zinc finger 2 (gene scrt2). Gene Ontology annotation, molecular function: RNA polymerase II cis-regulatory region sequence-specific DNA binding; DNA-binding transcription factor activity, RNA polymerase II-specific. The record is from RefSeq and is a predicted model, not a curated record. Lineage: Eukaryota; Metazoa; Chordata; Actinopteri; Cyprinodontiformes; Nothobranchiidae. Gene Ontology annotation, biological process: regulation of DNA-templated transcription.
CUGAUCUUCCACUGCCUGUGCCCCAUAUAAAGGCUGGCGUGAUUGCUGAUCUCAGCUAGUCUGACAGUCUCUCCCUCUCUCCCUCCUCUCUCUGUCUGUCUCCAUCUCUUCUCUUCCUCACUGGUCUCUUAAGCCUGCUGCAUCACAGGAGCUAUCCAGUGCUGAACAGGAUCGCUUUUAUUUUUUAUUUUUUUUAUUUUUUCCACAGGAAGCUGGGGGAACCAGAGAGCAUCACUCAGCAUUGCCAUCAGCUUUGUUCAACACUGGUUUCCAUUUUCUUUCUUGUCUUAUGUUUUUGACCACAUCAUCCACCAGGAUUACCGUCAAGCCUGCUCUGCAUCCUCUGAGGGUCUUUUAUUUUCUCUCAUGUGUUUUUCUCAGCUCUGUGUUUCCAUCCAUUGAAACAUGCCCCGCUCAUUUUUAGUGAAAAAGAUCAAACUUGACGAUUUUUCUUCGUCCAAUGUGGCCACCUCCAAUCAUCACAGCCACCUGGACGACUCGUUUACUUUUGCUCGCUCCAUCACAGACUCGGUAACCAGCCUUGGGGUCCGUCUCAGUGAGAAUGGAUACAUCCAGGAUUACAUCACGCCAUCUGUAUACCAGGGGGAGAAGAAGAUGGAGCAAAAGCUGGCUUCGCCGGUGUCAGACCCCCUGUACACCCAGGUGAACAGUGGAGGCGAGUACUGUGACCCCGACCUGAAACACCCUGACAGCCCACAGUCUGGCAUGACAGCGAGCGGCUUCUACACUGGUGAAUCGGAGGCUCUGGCCGAGGGUUACACCAUGGAUGCCUUCUUCAUCUCCGACGGGCGCUCCAGGCGAAAAGGAGACGGGGAGGCUCAUGGGGCAAGCUCAAGAAGCAGCAGCGCAAAUGGUGGGGCUCAGGAGAGGGGAGCCGGCGUGCCACGCCAUACCUGUAACGAGUGCGGAAAGACAUACGCCACCUCCUCCAACCUGAGCAGACACAAGCAGACGCACCGCAGCCUGGACAGCAAGAUGGCCCGCAAAUGUCCCACCUGUGGCAAAGUGUAUGUGUCAAUGCCCGCGUUGGCAAUGCACAUCCUCACCCACGACCUCAAGCACAAGUGCGACGUGUGCAGCAAGGCCUUCAGUCGGCCCUGGCUGCUGCAAGGUCACAUGCGCUCACACACGGGGGAGAAGCCCUUCGCCUGCGCCCAUUGUGGCAAAGCCUUUGCUGACCGUUCAAACCUCCGCGCCCACAUGCAAACACACUCUGCCUUCAAGCACUACAGAUGCAAGCGCUGCAAUAAGACCUUCGCUCUCAAGUCCUACCUGAACAAGCACUAUGAGUCAGCUUGCUUCAAGGGCUCAGCAGACGAGGACGACUCUGGAUCAGAAAACUGACCGUGAGGAAGAAGCUAAAUUUUUUGAACCCCUGUUGUAGGUUCACAACAGUAACCCUGUUCACUCAGCCCUCCAUGCCUUUUUUCUUCCCUUUUUUUAGAAAGCAAUAUUUUCACUAAGAUUACGUGAAGAAACUUUACUGAAUUAUGGCAAAGACAAUUUCAAAAGAUGCUGGAUUUUGUUUCCCCGCACAGUAGCUAAUCGUCCACAGAAACAUACAAUCAGACAACCUUCCUCAAAAUAGAGACUUUAGAUGAUAGUUGUACACACACACACACACACACACACACACACACACACACACACACACACACACACACACACACACACACACACACACACACACACACACACACACACACACACACACACACACACACAAUUAUAUAUGAGGCCUGGCAUGUGAAUUUUUAUCAAUGACUAUAAUGAUAUUGAUAUCAAUAGUAAUAUUUAGAUUCCUGAUAUUUUAUAGGAAAUAGUAACGAGAAAAAGAAAAAAAAACAUAAAAAGGACUAACAGUGUUCUUUUGUUUUCUAGAGACAAAAUGACCUCUUGUAUUUUUAUGCUGCUUUUUAUUUGCUAAGAAUUGAAUUCUUUUGCAACUGCCAACAUAAACUUUUUACAAAAAUGUGAACUAUGACAGUAUUUGCAAAAAAAGGAGAUCAUUUUAAAAGGUAAAAAAACAACCCCCCCCCCCACCACCCCCACUGUUGUUACACCAACAUUUUAAAUCAGCGGAUGUUAUUUUUCUAUUUACUUUUUCUAGUUUAACUUUUUGUGGUUUUUAUCUCAAAAGCAUCUUUGUAACUGUGGGUAGGUAAACAGAUCAUCCUAAAUAAGCUACAGAAACAAUCGCAGGAGCAGCGAAUCCUAAAAUAUUGGCCUGUUGACCAGGCCUCGUCAGUCGUUCCAUCGGAUCAAUCUGUCAGUCACUCUGACAAACAAAAACAUGAAGAGCCAGACCAAAUGACCUAAUAAGUGCCAUGAGCGGUUCACUCGUCUAUCGCAAUCUUAAAACUCUUGUUGUUCUUCCUGCACCAUGAUGACUCCCACACCCUCUGCUGCCUUCAUGAUGCCUCGUCCACUCGUAUCAAGUAAUCUUCACCCCGUAUUAGAGGUGCCCCCCCACCCCCACCACCAGUAUUACCUCAGAGUGACGGUAUGGACUCACACACCCUCAGUUACAAAAGUGACAUUCAGAUUUUUAUGUUUCUCUAUUUUGUAUGUGGCUCAAAGCUACGCCCAUGGUUUAGAUGCAUACUAUCUAUUUAUCAUGUAAAUACUUUAUCUAUGCUCCUAUUAUUUAUUUAUUUGUUAUUUAUCUAUCUAUUUAUUUAUUUAUUCACUUUAUUUUGUGUAUUUAUUGAAUAAUUGCUUAUUUAUUGUCUAUUUAUUUAUUGUUUAUACAUCUUUUUUUAAAAUGAACAUCCAUUGACCUUGUAAGAUGCUGCUGAUCUUCAAAGAAAAUGUUUAUAUGCAUGAAAACUGUAGAGAGUCCAUGGGACUUAGUUCUUAAAGAGGAACAAUGUACAGAACCAGUACUAGAGGACUUCCAAUGAAUGAAUGCAGAAUUAUUUCUUUUGUUUCUGUGGCAAUAACUUAGAAAAAGCAAUUGACAUGUAAAACAAUCACAGCUGUUCUGUUUUCGUUUGACUUAAGGCAAUAAAAUGAAAUGAUGAAAACAAAACGCAAAAAUAAUGCUGACCUGGCAUAUUCCCAAAAAAAACCUAACAAAAAAAAAACUGACGAGCCUCCUACUUAAUGGAGGUUAUUGUCCUGUGUUUUCUCUCUAAAUCUCAGGCAAUAAUUAAAUCUCAGAGGUCGCUAACAUGUGUGUGGCCGUAGCCUAAAAACGUUUAAAUUUCCUACUAAGCAGACAAAAGCUGAAUAAAUGCAACAGCAAUAACAACAACGAUGGCAACGAUGAGGACAUUAACAACUGAGAACUGAUUAAAUACCUGGAAAAAUACUGUAUUAUAAUUAUUUAACCUUAAUUUUGAAAGGACAUGGUUUGGAUCACAGUAACACUAAAGUGUUUGAAUUCAGUGACCACUAAUUUAAAACGCAGGUUUAAAACUCUGAGGUGUAAAAGACAAAAAUCCCUCUAAGAUGCUUCUGCAUCCUCUUAAGCAGCACUAAUGAAAACGAUCAGGGCAUGAACUUUAUUGGCAGAGAAAGUUUUCAAGAUAGCUGCAAUAAACUGACAUGCAGGGAUGCUCUUCCAGCUCCUACUUCAUUUGUCCUGCAUCCUUCCCCUCCCCACCGGCCGUCCCAACUGCCUCUGAACAGACGCAGGCAGCAUUCGAUGUGCUGAAGUGGGAUUGGCGGAGGGUGGUGGCGUGUGGGAGGAUAACAGGUGUUUGUAGACAGACUGCAGAUAGGGAGCGUAAUUGAGUCGGUGAGCGACCUCCAAGGGGAAGGUCAAGCACCAGCAGGCAAAUGCACUGUCAGCUAUUUGCAUAUUCCAAAUGGAUGGCACCUUCGCAGUAAUGCUGAGCUCGCUCUGAACAACAAAGCUCCCAAACUGGGGGAGAAAGGGGAGCGAAGAGGAGUGUGCUCCCUCUCCUCCCUGUUUCCUAUAGAGCUACAGCUGAAUCCCUGCAUGAGAGCAUCCAAACCACCUGUCUAACGAUGAACACAGCUCGGAGCGACGCCGUGUUAUUAAACAAAUGCUCCAUUUAUUACUUCCAAAAAGAUUCUUUUAUACCUUUUCUCUUUAGCUGAGUGAGAUGAUGUGACUUGUUCUCAGUUUUAAUAAAACGGGCAGAUGCACCGAGAUCAUCAGACACACAAACGGACUGAAACCGGCAGUACUACCGAUCCACUCCCCUCCUCUUUAAGAAGGAGGAGAUUGCAAUCUACUUUUGGGAAACAUUGUUCCUCUUGUAAAUAUUAUUGUAAAUAUACCACAGCAAUAAUAUCACAAUGCAUGUAGACAUUUAAAUGCUCUUUUUCUAUUUUUUUUCUAUUAAAAAAGACAAAUACAGGUACCAACUGCAGUCUGGAUGGCCAUGUGAAUCAGGGAGUGUCUUGGCUAAGAAGCUAUCUGUUAAGAGUUCAAACAAAAACUUCCAACUCUGUGUAUUCUCAAAGAUCUGAUCAUGUUUUCCUCUUUUGUUCUUUCCUUUGUGUCGAUGUGCCCGGCUUGGCUGCGCAAUGAAAAAGUGCCAAAAAGUAUGAUUUCCAUGACAAAAGCCUUCAACAUAUGGUUGGCUCCUCGAAACCAUCCAUAUGGUCCUCAAAGAAAAAAAUGAUUAAGAUUUUCCUCUCUCUCUCUCUCUCUCACUCUCUCUCUCUCUCUCUCUCUCUCUCUCUCUCUCUCUCUCUCUCUCUCUCUCUCUCUCUCUCUCUCUCUCUCUCUCUCUGUUCCAGCUGAGUAUGAUGAAACUUAAGCCAUGAUUGCUGAGGAGUGUUUUUAAUUUCUCUUGUUCUGCUACAAUUAAUAAUGAUGACAACAAUAGCAAUGAUAACAAUAAUAAAAACAAUAGCACAAGGAA